Messenger RNA from Macrosteles quadrilineatus (aster leafhopper), 471 nucleotides. RefSeq lists its product as uncharacterized. The transcript has a single exon. Bases 1 to 471 code for a protein of 156 amino acids. The record is from RefSeq and is a predicted model, not a curated record. NCBI's taxonomy places the organism in Eukaryota, Metazoa, Arthropoda, Insecta, Hemiptera, Cicadellidae.
AUGCCAUUGAGACCAGUAACUUACACACCACCCGCCUCUGCUGUCUUCUACGAGUACUCUUACCCAGCUGUGAAACCUGUAGUGCCGAUAGUUCUCAAAACACCAAUUGUAGGCCUACCACUGAAACCAGUCCAGUACAUGACUUUUGCUCCCCCAUACUCUGAACAUUCUACUCCAACUCCACUGAAGACUCUUAAGUAUACAACAACAGUGCCUGCAGUUAGCUGUGAAUAUGUACCUCCUGCGCCGGUAAAACCAUUGAAGCCCAAUGUGUACUCAACUCCUUCUCCCCCGACAGUGAGCUACGAGUAUUCCAUUCCAAACUGUUACAAAUCGACCACGUCAAUUCUAAAACCCCUAGUUGAUUUCCCUCCUGUUCAGUAUUUAACUCCCGCUCCUGGUCAUUUUGAAUACUCUACUCCAGUUCCAGACAAAACCUACUACUUUUCAAUGACUCCAGUAAGCUAUUAA